Cheilinus undulatus (humphead wrasse) is the source of this 4952-nucleotide messenger RNA. Its product is annotated as activin receptor type-2B-like. The record is from RefSeq and is a predicted model, not a curated record. NCBI's taxonomy places the organism in Eukaryota, Metazoa, Chordata, Actinopteri, Labriformes, Labridae. Gene Ontology annotation, cellular component: activin receptor complex; plasma membrane. The coding region runs from base 394 to 1938 and encodes 514 amino acids. Gene Ontology annotation, molecular function: activin binding; activin receptor activity; ATP binding. The transcript is spliced from 11 exons. Gene Ontology annotation, biological process: activin receptor signaling pathway; protein phosphorylation; cellular response to growth factor stimulus.
UGCAUGUAAACCCCGACCGACCUCCCGAUGCAGUGGUGCUACUAUCCAACUGAAUAACCUCAAAAAGAGCGCUGAGUUGUCGUCUCCGGUGGUUUAACGGUAUCCCAUUCGGUUUCUGGAUCCACUUCGGAAGCGAAAUGCCGCACCUUGUAGUGGACUAAGAGUCUGGCAGUGAAUUAAUCGCUCCUAUCUUUUCUUGCAACAUUGUUGCAGCGACGCGGCUAUUGACACGCGCUGUGGUGGUGGAGCUGCUGCUGGUGGUGGUGGUUAGGCUGCCGAGGGGACCGGAGGCCUGUGGUCGUUUUGAUCCUGGACUGAUGUUUCGGACAACCUGAGUUUUAAUGUUCGCGACGGAAAGCGGGGGAAAUCUCUGUCCUGUAUUUGAAACGGAACAUGUCUUUUUCAUGGCUGACUUGUUCACUUCUUCUGGGAACUUUAUGCGCAGGGUACAGUCUGGGCGAAGCGGAGACCCGGGAGUGCGUGUACUACAAUGAUAACUGGCGUACGGAGAGGACCAACCAGAGCGGCUUCGAGCGCUGCGAGGGGGAGAAGGACAAGCGACUGCACUGUUAUGCCUCCUGGCUCAACUCCUCAGGGACCAUCAAGCUGGUGAAGAAAGGCUGCUGGCUGGACGACUUCAACUGCUAUGACAGGCAAGAGUGUGUCUCUAUGGAGGAAAACCCUCAGGUCUUCUUCUGCUGCUGUGAGGGCAACUACUGCAAUGAACGAUUCACCCACCUCCCUGACAUGAUUGGCAGUGGCAACCGAGUGAAAAUCCGGCCUCCGCCCAGAGUGCCGUCCCUGCUCAAUGUGCUGGUGUACUCGCUGCUUCCUCUCUGCGUGCUGUCCCUGGCGCUCGUCCUGGCCUUGUGGAUGUACCGCCACCGCAAACCUCCAUAUGGCCACGUAGAUCUGAGCGAGGACCCUGGACCAGCUCCUCCUUCCCCCCUGGUGGGUCUCAAACCACUACAGCUGCUGGAAAUCAAAGCAAGGGGGCGCUUUGGUUGUGUCUGGAAGGCCCAAUUAAUGAGCGAAUAUGUUGCUGUAAAGAUUUUCCCUGUUCAGGAUAAACAGUCAUGGCAGAAUGAGCGGGACAUUUACAUGACUCCAGGGAUGCGUCAUGAAAACCUCCUGCGUUACAUCGCUGCAGAGAAACAUGGAGCCAACCUGGAGACAGAGCUGUGGCUGAUCACAGAGUUUCAUGAAAGGGGCUCACUGACGGACCACCUGAAGGGUAACACUGUGACCUGGAGUGAGCUGUGUCUCAUAGCAGAGACCAUGUCCCGUGGUCUGGCCUACCUCCAUGAGGACAUUCCCAGCUACAAGGGAGAGGGACCCAAACCCACCAUUGCACACAGGGACUUUAAGAGUAAGAAUGUGAUGAUACGAGAUGAUUUGACUGCAGUCAUUGGAGACUUUGGGCUUGCUGUACGAUUUGAACCAGGAAAACCUCCCGGAGACACUCAUGGACAGGUGGGUACAAGGCGUUACAUGGCUCCAGAGGUGCUGGAAGGAGCCAUCAACUUCCAGCGAGACUCCUUCCUGAGGAUAGACAUGUACGCUAUGGGCUUGGUGCUGUGGGAGCUGGUGUCCCGCUGCUCAGACACCGACGGUACGGUUUGCGAGUACAUGCUGCCGUUCGAGGAUGAAAUAGGCCAACAUCCUUCCCUGGAGGAUCUGCAGGAUGUGGUCGUGCACAAGAAGAUGCGGCCAGUCAUGAAGGACUGCUGGCUCAAACAUCCUGGUCUGGGCCAGAUGUGCGAGACCAUCGAGGAAUGCUGGGAUCACGACGCAGAGGCACGAUUGUCCGCUGGCUGUGUCGAGGAGCGCAUCGGCCAGAUCGCCAGGACGACCAGCAGCACUACCUCAGACGGCCCCAUCUCCAUCGUCACAUCUCUAACCAACGAGGACCUACCUCCCAAAGAGUCCAGCACCUGAAUGGGUGACACCACCAUGACCCUUACAUGAGCUCCUUACUUUUUUUAAAACCCAAACUCAGCGGAUCUCCGUGAAUAUUUAAAAGCAUAAAAACGUCGACAACUAGCAACUUGAAUGCAGCUGAUAUUUAAUCCCAAUACUGGUAUUUUUUCUUUUUUUUUUUUUUGUCAGAUUUUACUAACACAUCCAUCUGCUGUAGUGUUGGAAGUAGUAAUAAGUUAUUCGAUGGGCACAUCUGAUAACAUCCAUGUGUCAAACCUUAAAUGUUCUCAUUACCUCAUGUAUUUCUUUUAUUGUUAGUCUUUUUUAUUACCUCAUGCUUUUGUUGUUUUUCUCUAUCGGUCAUGAUCGUCUGCGGCCAAAUGAAACGAACCUUUUCGCUCCAAACCUCGGACGACGGGCUGCACACCUCGGAGGAACCGUUUUGAGACUGUUAGACAAAAUAUAUUCAUCUUCCUCAGGGGUCGAAGCUUCUCGAUUUUUAAACAAACUUCGAGUGUGCUCCCUUAUUUUAAACCUGUGAAUGCCUCAGAAUGAAAAGAAGGUAAAGGAACCGGAGCACAGCUGUUUAAACGUAAGAGCUGAAACGGGAGCUGAGCAGUUGUUAUCGGACGUUGUGGACUUUUUUUGAAGAUUCGGGACAUGCUUGUUGUCCCAGGGGAACUACCUCUCAGGUAUCCAGUAGGCUUCUUUGGAACAUUUCUCUUCGUUGAGAGCCAAGCUAUCCAGCUAGCUACCAUGGACAUAUUCCUGGAUUAUUUUUUCGUGUUGUUUUUAAUCGUAGUAAAGCAGAGUUACUCCUUUGCCAGUGCCAGGGGCAUUGACGGAUGCUGUCUGGAGUUGCAAUGUUACACAUUCUUGAUUUUAAUUGUCUGUGUGAGUGCAUGUGUGAGCGUGUGAGUGGGAGAAUUUGAAGAUUGAUAAAAAGAGUGUUUUUAAAUAAGAAUAAUGGACAGAUAGUGGGGGUUUUAUCCUUGCGAGGGCCAUACUUGAGUAAGCAACAUGUCUGUUUUUUUUUUUUUUUUUUUUUUUUUUUUUUAAUUUUCAUGGGUUUGUGUUCAAUAGACUCAGUCGGACAUCAGUCCCCAGAUACCUCAGUCACCGUACAUCAUGCAAGGAGAGCUCAAAUGGUUGCCUUUGUCUCAAAUGCAAUGCCAUAGUUGUACCAUAACAUGAAAAACCAUACAUUGAAUGUCCGUUAUGCUGCUGUGACUAUUCCAGGAUACUCAAGGAUUUGUAGAUGUACAUGUAUUCUUUGUUAAUAUAACGCUAAUGAUAUUGUGAGGCUAAUAUUCUGUUUUCUUUUGUUUUCUUUUUUGACUGGGUAAGCCCUCAGCUGCUUACUCCUCCAGACUGACCUCAGAUAUUCUGACAAGUACCUCAGGCUUUUUUCUACAUGUAUAUCAAGUUGUGUUAUGUAUUUUAUUGUGUUUUUAGUAGUUGAGAUAUUUUAUUGCCGUUUUGGCCUCUUUGUCUGUGGACAUUUUCUUUUUUUAAUAGAGCCUGACUUGCUGUCAUGGUGUUAAUGCUGUACAAACCUAAAAAAAAGAAGAGAGGCAGAUUCUUGUAAAUAGACUUGUACACACAGUUGCCGAUCACUGAUCUGAUUUUUAACAAUACAAUAUCAGGGCGUUGCUCUUCUCAUUUCACAUACGCAGAAAGGGAUUUCUCAGUUUCAUCUUGACAUAUUUAAAGAUAAUUUUAACAACGAGCCCUGUGAGGAUUCUUUUUAUAUUUGUAUAUAUAUACAUAAUAUAUAUAUAUAUAUAUAUAUAUAUACAUUUUUCUUCAGAUUUUCAAGAAUGGCGGUCAUGUUGCUGAUUUCUAUGAUACUGGUAUCAGUUGCUCUGGAUCAGAAGCUGUAAGUAGCACUUGCAUUAGAAAUCUUAGUGUGUAUGUCAUCGAAAACAACAAAAAAAUCGGAUGUUUUUUGGUGCUGGCGGUUUCUUGGAUGGGCCACUCGCUGGAAAAUGCCAGUUUGAACAGUAUUACCUCAUUAUUAACCUGCUGAUGUGAUGUUCAGACUCGUUUAGUGAUAGUUUAGCCAUGUUGGACGACACACAGGCUAUCUGUUGUGCUUUGACUCGUGCUGUGGAAAGAUAUUUUUAAGAGUAACCUGUGACGCUUGCUGUGCAGUUGUUGGUGGGCGGGAGAUAGAAUACAUCCAUGCAUUCAGAGCAAUGUUUUUAUUGUUUGGGUAUCAUCAAUGUGUUUCUUACAUCAAGAUUGAUCGAUAACACAGCCCCAUUUAUGUAAACAGUGGCAUGUGCGUGGUCCAAAGGUCCAGCAAUAUUUAUUAUACAGCAAUAUUCACCUGAAUAUCAUAGUUUUAAGUCAUUAACUCAGCUGUGACUUAGCGGUUCUCUCUCUGCGGAUCAUCUCAUCACACCUGGAUCAUGUUUAGCAAAAUACACAAUAAUAGAAGCAAACAAACAAAACAACAACAAAAAAAAAACAGCUAUAGGUUGUGUUCAAGCUGAACAUAACCCAGGUGCUUUCACGUUUUGUGCCAGAAAAACAACCAUCUUGAAGGAAAUCUAAUCUGCCGUGAUCGGUUGUUGACCUCCAAAUGCUGUCUUACACCCAGCUCUUCUGAACGGAAAAACCAGUUACCUCAUGCAGUACCUCUUGUUAGUAACACUAACAUGGAAUCAGUCUCAUCUUCAAAAAAAUGGAAAAAAAAUAUCAAUUAUUGUGUAUAUAUUUACUUGACAAAUGUAAAAGGUUUCCUCCUUUUCAUGUGUGAAUCCUGUGAAAGCAAAAUCCUUUUUUUUCUUGAUUUACAGUCGACAUAUUGUUCAUUUCUUGUAGUGUGAAUGUUUGACUGAACUGUGUGACCUUCCCUGUUUAUGUGAAGUGUGUUUGCGUGCGUGUGUGGGGUGUGUGCUGGUUGGAUUUCACUAAAACAGUAUGAAUGAUAACUUUAUCUGUGAGUUGAAAUGCUUAGAAAUAUAAACUAGAUGAGAAAACAUCCAUCUUUUUGUAUAUUGAAAUAAAGACAAAACUCUGAUUAA